This is a messenger RNA of Labeo rohita (rohu), 1434 nucleotides long. It is a transcript of the gene cd2bp2, whose product is annotated as CD2 (cytoplasmic tail) binding protein 2. Gene Ontology annotation, cellular component: U5 snRNP. NCBI's taxonomy places the organism in Eukaryota, Metazoa, Chordata, Actinopteri, Cypriniformes, Cyprinidae. Gene Ontology annotation, molecular function: protein binding. The record is from RefSeq and is a predicted model, not a curated record. The transcript is spliced from 7 exons. Bases 125 to 1261 code for a protein of 378 amino acids.
UGAAGUGUGUAUCUAGGUCGAGCUUAAGUUUAUUUUACAUGGCUUUUGAAAAACGUUACGUUAGCUGCAAGACGUUCCGUUCUGACGCUCGCAGCGUUAGCUUGAGCAUUGCACAGCAGUUGUCAUGUCGAAAAGGAAAGUGACGUUUGAGGAUGGAGAUGGGGAGAUUACUUUGGAAGAUGUUCCAAAGAAGAAGAUUGUUGAGGGUGUGAGUGGCCCAGGAUCCAGAUUUAAGGAAAAACACUCUUUGGACAGUGAUGAGGAAGAUGAAGGAGAGGAUGGAGAAAAUGAGAGCAAAUAUGACAUCCUUGCCAGCGAUGAUGUGGAAGGUCAGGAAGGUGCAACCAUUGACUAUGAUGAGGGUGUACGAAUCACCCCUUUUAAUCUCGUCGAGGAAAUGCAGGAGGGACACUUUGAUUCGGAGGGAAACUAUUUUGUCAACAAAGAGAAAGAUAUCAGAGACAACUGGCUGGACAAUAUUGACUGGGUAAAGAUAAAAGAGCAGCCUAUGAAAAAGAAAAAAGGCCUUGCAGCUAAGCGGAAGAGAAGAAUUGGUGAUGAGGACGAAGCAGAAGAGGAGAUGAAGCGUGAGGAGCAGCGCAAAGAUAGCGAGGAAGAUGAGGACGAAGAAGAGGAGAAAGCACCUGUAGAAGACCCUCUGGCUACGUACAGCCAUUAUCAACUCACAGAAGCCAUCAUUGAGCUAAUGCUGCCUGGAGAAACAGUGGCUGCUGCUCUGAGAAGACUUGGCGGUCUUGGAAGACAGAAGAAGAAAGGGAGACUGAGAGAAGGAGAGGAGGAGAAAAAAGAGACUUCAAACAGAGAUGCUGAUAAACUGGACAAACUGACAGCAUUGGCGGAUAGACUGGUGGGGAUCGGAGAAUUUGAAAUUUAUCAGCAGACUUACGAAAAGCUGGCCUACAAGCUGAAGGGGCUGACUAAAGGAAAGGCAGCCAAAACGCUAGGGGAUCAAGAAGACGAAAAUGAUGAGCUAGACAUGUUCGCUGAUGAGUUUGAUGAAAAGCAUGGUGAUGAAAAAGAUGAGGAUAAAGACAACAGUAGAGUGAGUGAUGAGGUCAUGUGGGAGUACAAAUGGGACAAUGAGGAAAACUCUGAGCUCUAUGGGCCCUUCAGCAGCCAACAGAUGCAGGACUGGGUGGAUGAGGGCUACUUCAAGGAUGGAGUUUACUGCAGGAGGAUUGACCAAGAAGGUGCCCCGUUCUACAACUCAAAGAGAAUAGACUUUGAACUUUAUACAUGAUCUGUUGAUGAAUUAUGUUGCUGAUUUUAUUUGAUUUCUUCUGCCUGAGAGGGCUUCUUUGAAUAAUUGUUUACUCUUCAAUAACUGUCUUUGUCAUACCUACACACAUACACUAGUAUGUGCACCUGUGUUUGAUACAUGAUGCGUUUUAAAAUAAAGACUUUAUGGCUGGA